GGGACUGGUGCGCGCGGCCGUGCACGCAGCUGGCGCGAGGAGCUCCAAGUCGAUAAGAGAGAGGACUUUAAAUCCCGGCGAUCACACGCGCUGCGUUUGCUUUCCGGUUGCGCGAAAGAGGAGGCUGGAGACCGUACGCACGCGGUCGGAUUUUGAACGCUCGUGUCUCGCCUGUUGUUGUUGUUUUUGUUGUUGUUGUGUGGGUGUUUCUUUUGUUUUGUUUUAAACACGGAACACAGUUGAGUUGGUGUGCGCUGCGUGCUCCGUGGAUGGGGCCCGCGCGCCGCCGCGCUCCGCUCCGCCAAGCGGGCCGAUGGUAGCGCGCGACUCGCGCCGCACGGGACCAUGGUCGAGAGGAGCGGCAAGUUCCUGUUCGCCGUCGUCGGCUCGGCGCUGUUUAUGCUCAUCCUCUAUCAGUACGCAGCACCCGGUGCCGUGACGUCCAACUUCGGCUUACCGCGCGCCUAUGCGUCCGAGGACGACGACGCCGACGCAUUCCCCACGCCCGACCCACACUACGUCAAGAAGUACUACUUCCCCGCACGCGACCUGGAGCGCGCCGUCGACUUUCAGAUCAAGGGCGACGACGUGCUUGUGUUCCUGCACAUCCAAAAAACCGGCGGCACCACAUUCGGUCGUCACCUCGUCCAAAACGUGCGUCUCGAGCUGCCUUGUGACUGCCGACCCGGCCAGAAGAAGUGCACGUGCUACCGGCCAAACAGCAAGGAGACCUGGCUGUUCUCGCGCUUCUCCACGGGCUGGAGCUGCGGACUGCACGCCGACUGGACCGAGCUCACUAACUGCGUGCCAGGGGUUAUCAAUAAGAAGGAGAGCAAACUGAAAAACCAAAGGAAGUUCUACUACAUCACCCUACUGAGGGACCCUGUGUCACGCUACCUCAGCGAGUGGCGACAUGUCCAACGGGGAGCCACUUGGAAGACAUCACUGCACAUGUGUGAUGGACGCACGCCAACCCCAGAGGAGCUUCCGCCCUGCUACGAAGGCACAGACUGGUCAGGCUGUACCUUACAGCAGUUUAUGGAGUGCCCCUACAACCUGGCCAACAACCGGCAAGUGCGCAUGCUGGCCGACCUCAGCCUCGUGGGGUGCUACAACAUGUCUUUCAUCCCAGAGAAGAAGCGUGCUCAGAUCCUUCUGGAGUCGGCCAAGAAAAACCUGCGUGACAUGGCCUUCUUCGGUUUAACCGAGUUUCAACGCAAAACACAGUACCUUUUCGAGCGCACCUUCCAUCUCAAGUUCAUUCGACCAUUUGUGCAGUAUAACAGCACGCGUGCGGCCGGCGUCGACCUGGACAACGACACCAUCCAGCGCAUCGAGGAGCUUAACGAGCUGGACGUUCAGCUCUAUGACUAUGCACGUGACCUUUUCCAGCAGCGUUAUAUGUUUAAAAGGCAAUUGGAAAGGCGUGAGCAAAGGCUCAAGAACCUUCGGCGCUCAGCUGGCUCUAUAAUUUCUCCCGUGUCCCGUGAUGAUGCGGGUGACUCUGAAUUUUCACGUUUGUCCACAGAAGAUUACAUGAACCAUAUUAUUAAUCGCUGGUAGCAGGAUUGAAGGCAAAACCUGGAGAAAUGAGAAAAGUGGUGCCAACGUCUGUUUCGGUGACCAGUACUCUCAGCCAGCCAGACUGUGAGCUAGACUUGACAUCCAAUAAGCUCAUCCUGCCUCGUUCAUGCCUGGAAUGAUAUGAGGCAUAAAGACUUUAAUGACUCAAAACUUUAAGCCCACUUCAGAAUUCCUUCAAGACAAUAGGGAUUCUGUACAAGGCAUACCUUAAGAGAAUGAUCAAAGGAAGAUUGUAUAGUUAUUUGCCUAAAUGUCUGCUGCCAUUUUAGCCAUGGCUUUGAAACAGUGAUGUUCCAUAUCAUAGUUUGUUUUGUUUUCAGGGUUCUUUAGAAUGAUUAUUUUCGCACUUCCUACAAGAGGUGUUUUUAAAGCACUGAGACCAACUAUGCUGCCUAAUGUCUAUUGUAUGCAAUUUUUCAGCUUUGUUUAGUCAUCGUUCGGAAAAAAAAAAAAGAAAAAGAAAAGUUUAGAAGAAUCUUUUUAUUUGAUUUUGUUUUUAUUAUUUUAUCAUGUUCGUUUUUAUGACCAGAUAUUUGUGGACUAUAGCCAUUAUUUAAACUUACAGCAUAUUGUAUGGAAUUAAGUUAAGCUAAAGGUGAAAGCUAAAACUACACACCCAGGUUGUCAAUUAUCUUAUAUAAACUUCUAUCAGCCAGCGCAGCCCCAAGCAUUACCCUGUGUUCACACUGGACACAGCAUGCACAACAGCUGGAAGUCAUGCAUUUUCAAUGACAGAUAAUUAGAGUGGCAAGAGGCAAAGCAACCAUUUGCAACUCAGAAUUGGGUAAGUAAUGCAAAAAAAUAAACCAAUGCGACUACCAAUGGGAGCAGGGUAUAUUUGCCCCACAGCUAUCCAUGUUUUUUCCAUGUUGGUUCCAGAUCUUUCUUCAUAAUCGGAGCUCCUGAUCCAGCCAAUGACACUCUGUCAGUGUUCAUGCUGCAAAUGUUUAUCAGUGUUUGCAAGGAGAAAACAUUCGUUCUAAAACAGGUCAAGUGUGCACUGCAUGGCUGCCAUUUACUGUAUACACAAGCAUUUCUGAUUCAGUUUUACUUAUAUUGUAGCUCUAACAUCCCACGGCAUGCGAAAGGCAACAGUAGCAAUGCAAAAGCUCCCUGAGAUGACACCAGAAAGAAACCUUUAGCGGAAUAAAGCCCUAUUCGGACGGGAUUAGUUUUACAUGGGGACGUGGAGUAAUGCAAUUUUACCUCAGGACGUCUGUAAUAUUAAUUGGCCAAUUCGCACGGGACAAGACAUCUCAGUAAAACUAGCAGAAGUGGGAGGGGUAACUCGCUUUACGCACCACAGUAACCACCUUGUCGUCAUGUGCGUAUGACGUUGCUUCCUGUUAUCACGUGCGCAAACAGACAACAUGGCGCCUCCAUGCUUGCAAAAACGCGCCAAAAACUACUUUUAAACAGGAAAUGAUGGAAUUUUACCGUACAUAUUUACAGCGGGUCUAUUCGGACGGGAUUAGUAUUACCUGAGGUCAUUUUUCCGGACCUUUUUACAGAAGGUAAAAGUCGCCGUAAUCUUUACUGACAUUGUCUGUAAUGAUUACCGAGAUGGCACAUUCGGACGGGACUAAAAUCACAGAGAAGCUCUGGUAAUAAUUACUUUACCCCCACGUCCCCACGUAAAACUAAUCCCGUCCGAAUAGGGCUUAAGACUUAAAAGGGAACCUAUACUCUUCUGGGUGAUAGUGAAUGGUGCAAAUCUAAAUUAUUACACCAUACAGCUAUAUAAGAGUUAAGACAAACAAUGCUAAGUGUUUUGACAAGAUGGUGAUCGAUCUGGGAUGAUCUACAGACUCUUAUUUCUUAUUUGUCUUUAAAUCUGUGGUUUUGCUUACAUUCUAUAACAACCUUUCUAGUUUGUACAGUCAAAGUGCACACAAAGCCGGGCAACAACAGGGAAACCAUAAUAAAUGUCAGUAACUCAGGAUGUAAACGCCUACUAGCGACAAACGUACAACUUGAGCAUCGGACAAGUGUGAACGCAGGGUUAAAUCAUGCCGCUUAAUACCUACACAUGAGACAUAUUCAGUUAAAAGGGAAUCGAAUGCUUUGAUUGGUUCUACGUGCCAGGAUUAAAAGAGAACAUAAUUUCCUCUUCUUAGGCUUCUAAGAAGAGGAAGUCAUCAGUUGCUCGCAGUUUCUCUUCAUUACUGUACAUUUUUGUAUGGGAAAGUGUAAGGAUGUGAUUAUUAUUUAUACAUUCUAUACAAUAUAGUGUGAAUGUGCACACCAUGUUUUUGUGUGUGUACUGUAUGAUGCCUUGCCACGAUCUGCAGGGAGUGAAGUAGAAGUCAGUAUCACAACCCUUUGCUAAAUGCUAGCAUUACAUCAAAAAAAUGCACUUAACAACUAAACCCAGCCAAGCCUGAGGAAUAAAGUGGUGACCUUUUGGAAACGUGAGUUUGAACAAAUGAAAUCUAGCCGUCUUUAAGAAAUUGUAUAUCUCUGUUUAUUCACUCCGCCUACAAAAAAACGAUAAACAACUGUUUUGGUGCGUGCAAAAUGCAUAUUUAACAAAAUGCAAAAUAUUUUAUACUAUAAAAGAAGCUUGGCGUGAAGUGCUCUCAAGGUUGCCUUUUCUAUAAAGUCAAUUCAUUGAUAUGUUCUUUUCUUUUCCAAAGUAUGGCAACCCGUAGCGGGCGAUCUGGUGUUCGCAGCCCAUAUAUUCAUGUGUAUUCAUGUAGGCUAAUUACAAAUGUUCUUACAAAAAAAAAUAGCUACAAUGACCCCUACUAUUUCCCUGAACCUUGUCUCAACUGUGUUUGUUUUGUUUGUCCAUCACAUUCCAAUUGCUCUAAUUUUUGGUUCUUAGCAUUGCACAAAUGUAUCACUGAAAGCCACAAAUAAAAGAAAUUUCACUUUUUUA
Messenger RNA from Tachysurus vachellii, 4465 nucleotides. RefSeq names its product heparan sulfate 6-O-sulfotransferase 1a (gene hs6st1a). Lineage: Eukaryota; Metazoa; Chordata; Actinopteri; Siluriformes; Bagridae. Gene Ontology annotation, molecular function: heparan sulfate 6-sulfotransferase activity. The record is from RefSeq and is a predicted model, not a curated record. Bases 346 to 1563 code for a protein of 405 amino acids. The transcript has 2 exons. Gene Ontology annotation, cellular component: membrane.